AUGGAAAGCAAACUAACUACUUCCCUCAAGUCCCUUCUCUCAGCUUAGAGACUAGAUAAAAAAUACGUUGUGCUAUCUCUCGAUGGAGGUGGAGUCAGAGGACUGAUGACAGUUGAAAUUUUAGUUGAAAUUGAAGAUCAUCUCAGAAAAUCACUCGGAAAUCCACACUUGAAGAUAACAGAUGUUGUAGACUGUGUCAUUGGAACUUCUGCUGGUGGACUUAUUGCCUGCGCACUAGCAAGCGGUAAAAGUGCUAAUGAACUCAAAGUAUUGAUGCCCUAAAUCAUUGGUAACACAUUUAAAAAUCCAAAAAGUAUGAGGAAGAGACUCAGAGAAGCUGCUUAUGAUCAUAAAAAUCUUGAAUCAGAACUUAUUGAAAAACUUGGAGCUGAUAAGGUCACCCUUGGCCAACUCAAAGAAAGAAAUCCUAAUUUAAGAUUAUGUAUUACUGCACUCUUAUACGAUCCUAAUGGAAAGGCUGGAAAAUUCACUCCUGUUGUAUUUGAUAGUGAAAAUGAAGCAGAUAAGAACAGAACUCUGCUCUCAGUUGGAAGAGCAACAUCUGCUGCUCCAACUUAUUUUGAAGGAAGUAAAAUGGAAGAUGGAAAAGUUUACUUUGACGGUGGUUGCUUUGCAAAUGAUCCAUCAAGUUGGGGAGUUAUUCUUGCAUCAACAAAGGUUAAACUAGAUAGCAUUAGAUUAGUUUCGGUCGGUACAGGAUACGCAGACCCUGAACCAUAAUAAACUAAACCUCCUGAAGAGGAUGAUGAAGGUGGCUUUUUAGACAGUUGCUGGAAUGGUCUGAGCAGUUAUGUAAAAUCCACAAAGGAUUAUUUGUUAACUGCUGCUAGCUUUAAGGAUAAUGGAGGAGAUAAGAAAGGUAUCUCUGAUUGGGUGAAUGCUGAACUCAUUGGUUCUUUAAUUUUCGAUGUUCAGAAAUAAGUUGAAGAAAUCAUGAAGAUCAUGAAACCAGGAAUGGAGAACCAUUUUUGGAGACUUAACCCAAAAACAGACAAAGAAUUCAAACUUGAUAAUGCUGAUGAAGAUUCCUAGAGAUAAAUGUCAGCUGCUGUUCAAAAAUAUAUUCACUAGGAAGCCACUCAAGCUGCCAUUAGGGAUCUAACUUCAACUUUGAGUCAGCCAGAUGACUUUGAAGCGAAAGCUUUAAAAUAUUUAAUGAAAGCAGCAAAUAUGAUUGAAUUCUCCCUUCAACACAGGAACUCUGAAAAUUAAAAGAGAGCAAGAAAGGCUGCUAAGCUUUUGAAAGUCAUGCAAACCCACUAUUAAGAAGCUGUUGAGAAAGUUACAGACGACGAGAUCUUGAAAGAAAAGGCAGGCAUUGAAACUUUCAUUAAUCUUCAGUCAAACAAGAAAAAGUCUGAAGUAUAUAAGACAGUAAUCAGAAAGUAGCUAAAGACAGACACCUAAAAUGCAUAAGAAAAUACUUAAUGA
This is a messenger RNA of Stylonychia lemnae, 1452 nucleotides long. The record is from the annotation of a GenBank genome assembly. Lineage: Eukaryota; Ciliophora; Spirotrichea; Sporadotrichida; Oxytrichidae.